AUGGGAUUGCUUUUUGGUUUUCUAUAUGUGCUGCUUGCGGCAGGGCAGGCAACAAGAUGCAGCCACAUAACAUGCGGAGAGAUGCUGGCGUACAAAAGCAGGCCUGUGGGCCGCGUGUGUGGGGAGGACGUGUAUGUGAGCCCGGAGUGGGUGGGGCACCCGGUAUGUGUGUCCAGGCUUGUCUGGCUGGAGUACGUGUACAAUAUGCGGAGGUACUCGUGCGGGCUGGACACGAGCUUCAGCCUGGUGCCGAGCGGGCAAGUGGACAAAUACAGAGGAGAGGUGUACACAUAUGUGCGAGAGCCGGAGAAGGACAGGGCCCACCUUCCCGACAGCAUUGCGAGUGCAGCAGCGUUUGCAAGAGACGAAGGGUACAGCGUGGCGUUCCACCAAGCGCUUGUAUAUAUGUUCGGGCUGCAGAAGAAGGGGGGCCUGACGGUUAAAACUGGACGGCCGUGCUCUUUCACAGAGUUCCUCCGGGAGAGCUGCAGAACGCAAAAAGAGGCACACUACGUGCUGGCUGCGCUGGUCCUGCUGAGCGAGGGCGUGGACGCGCCGAUUGAGACCGCUGGGAACAAAGUGAUUCUAAAAAAAAGAAAAGACUGCGAGGAGGCGCUGGUGGAUGUAUGCGUGCCAGUUGUGGACAGUGGAGAAGGUCCGCCAUCCGAGACGUGGCAGGUGGUAAACUUCUUCAAGCGGCACAGAGGCAUACACAUGCAGCCAAGCACAUACGAAGAGUUUAAAACGGGAGACUUUCUGGAGAGCCCGCAGCUUCUGAUUCUCACGUACAUAGGCGAGUACGUGGAAAACGCGGAGGAGCUCAUGUCUGUGAUGGAGUGCAUGUUUAACCUUCUGGAGGGCAUGGGCCUGGCCGAGAGUGUGGGAGACCCAGGCAGCGUGGCCGGGCGGCUGUUUGUGCCUGCGAGCCGGCUGCCUGAGGCCCAAGCGCAUCUCGCGCCGUUUCUAGAGGGGCUUUCCGCUCUAGCGGCCUUGGAGCACAUAGGCGAGCUUGACUGCCUUCAAAGAGAAGCCGAAUAUGUGGUCGUAAUUGACAUAGCCCUAGACGGGAAGAAGGAGCACUUUGACGAGCAUGCUACGAGCUGCAGGUUUCUUGGUGCGUGUCUGCUAUUGCCGUGCCUGGCAUACGACCCGGAGAAGAACGCGUACAGCCUGGAGGGCCUGCUGGCCGGGGCCGAGGAAACAAAAGAGGUGGCCAAAACCAGAGCGUUUUUUGAGGCGGUGAAGACACACAUAGAAGAGAGCUGUUUUUUGGGCUGGCCGAAGGAAGAACAUGCGCAAAAACGAAGAGACCUGUGGCUCAUGGUGCACAGGCAGUUCGUGGAGGCGCUGGGGAGUUUGGAGCCGACGUUUCUAAACCAGAUGCGCGUGCUUGCGCAGAUGACCGGGCGGCCGCAGGCGGUGAUGGACGAGCUGGCAGCACACCAAGCGGCGAUGGAUGCGGAAAAAAGGACAAAACUGGGCCCCGAGGCGAUCGAGAGCGUUUACGCGCUGCUGCGCUCAAUAGCAGUGGACAAAGGUGUGGAGGUGAAGAUUAGAAAGAACUACGGCUCCUUUAUAGGCGAAAAACGCAUGCUUACAAUACGUCAUGUGUCCGAACGCACCAACAGAUAUGAAAUGACGGUGGUGUUCACACAAGAAAAGACUUGGGUGACAAAUCUAAAUCUGCCACGCCGAACUCUUUCUAAUAGAGAAGAGAAUGUGUUGGGCGUGGCAGUUGCACAGUACAGGAAGGAAGCGCGGCUUUCAGGCUUUGUGCUUGCGGAGUGCAUGCACCGAAUGGCGGCUGCAAAGGACAUUUUAAACUUUCCAAGCACAACAAUCGAAGAUGUGCAUGAAGCUGCGCGGUGGGCAGUUGAGUGCAGCCCGGCCAGGCCGACCGGCGUGCUUAUGGUGCUGGGCACGCGCUUCAGGGAAGAGCUUGUCUCUGCGCUGGUGCUGUAUGCCGAGCAGAAGAGUAUUGCGCUGACCCCGGCACACCCAGUAGGCCGAUUGAUUGCGAACGUGAUAGGGAGCAUUGACCUUAGCGACUCGACAAACCGACAUUGUAUCCUGAAAGUGCCUGCAGUCACCGGCAUUCUGCGGGUGCUGUGCCCAGCGCUGCAGCUGUCCAAAAAGUCGCAGAUGCAACUUUGGAAUUUGCACGCGCUUGAUGUGCAUUUCGUGCCGUAUCCCUUCGAAAAUACCGAUUUGCUUACACGGGAAAGCCUUAUGUCGUAUCUUCGAGCGUACGCAGAGAAACAAAACCAGCCGCUGUUCAGGUGUGAGCUGCUGCAUAGGCAUGCGAUUAUAGAAAAGUAUAGAACGUUUCUGUUUGCGGCGGACCCGGCGGCAUCCCUAGAAGAGGUAUGUUCGCUUGUUCUAGCAGAUAACGCGGGAGAAGACCUGGUGACGGCCAAGGCCCUGACCAAUGCGCUGCGGCUGUCCUGGCUGGCGGUUCUUUUGGGGAGGGGCUUGGAGGAGAAUCAAGACGCAAUUGUCGAGAUUUACAAGACUGUUAAGCCGGGGCAUCUUGCAAAAGAGCUUAGUGACCUUUGCGAUUUUUGGCAGCGCGUAAAUCUAAACUCUACACUAGACGGCCUGAAUAGAGCAAGAAAUGUUCUUGUAGGGGGAGGGGGCCGCGCAAAGUUUGAAGCGCUGUGUGAACUCUACCGCCAAGUAUGCAUUAGAUUCCAGGAUUGA
Molecule: messenger RNA, 2700 nt
Organism: Nematocida major
Lineage: Eukaryota; Fungi; Microsporidia
Exons: 1
Coding region: 1-2700 (899 amino acids)
Source: RefSeq, a predicted model, not a curated record